CCACUGAACUAUGAAGUUGGACCGGAAGAACUUUUAAUUUGAGCAAUGUAGUUUCCUUAUUCACGUGUAGAUAAAGAAGGAUGAGGUUGUCAUGAAAAAAAGAAACAUCACAUGUGAUUCACGUGUGGACGAAGGACAAACUUGUCAUAUGAAGAGCACAUGCUUUCUUUUCUGUUUUAGUAAUUUAUUAAAAGUGACUGAUUGUAACCAUUAAGAGACUACACGUAAUAGUUUAAAUCAAGAGUUUAUAUGCCCAGAUUUAGGUAGUUUGUUCAAUUUUUUCUUUCGUUUUAAGAAAAAGUUAGCUUAGGCUGACUUUGAUGCUGACUGUAAACAAAGGAUCCAAAGAUUUGUGUUUAUGGAAAAAAGGCACAUGAUUUUCGCCAAUUGAGAGAAAUUUUGGUAAAGUUUUGAAUGAAGAAAAUGUGGAUGAACCAAAUAAUUUGUAGGGAGAAGAGAAAAACUAGGAAGAAAUCAAAUAAACUCAGGAAGUCUCAGAUGCUCCUACAACUUCUCUUUGCCAAAAAGAAGCAAGAAACAAGAAACAAGAAGGAGAUGUAUCAUAUAGCAACCAAAAGCAAUCUUGUUGAUUCAGGUCUUCAAACAGAUCAACUCGGUUUCAAAGACAACAAUAGCCUCCCUCUUUGUCCCAAGCCACGUCGUCUCGAACCUGUCAUCCCGAGUUUCCUCGCCCCUCUCGGAUGUGCUCAUCACGUUCAUAGCCAAUCAAGUGGCGAUACGAGGAGUGGGAUUCUCAAUAUCAUCGCAGGAAAGCAUGUUGAAGGGAGAGAUUGUUUGUGCUCUGGUUGCUACCCGUCGUGUUAUUCGGGUUCUCCGCCGGGAAGAACGGAGAAUCCAUUGGUUCACGACGUGUAUUUUCUUCAUCAAAUGGAGAUUCAUUCACCAUUUUCAAGGACCAAUCUCUCAGAUAAGUUCAGCCUGACCUCUGCCUCACCUACAUGAACAGAACAAAGAAGCCAUUGCAGGAGUGGAUAAAGAUAUAUUGGCUGUUUUAUCAUUUAUGUAGAUUUUGUUAGUGAGUUUACAUUUUUUUUUUUCUUUUGAAGCAAAUAGUGAGUUUACUUACUUGUACAAUCUUCAUUUAUUGAUUUUUGGGUCUUCAUAAUUGUAAAUACAAAG
Benincasa hispida (wax gourd) is the source of this 1140-nucleotide messenger RNA. RefSeq lists its product as uncharacterized. NCBI's taxonomy places the organism in Eukaryota, Viridiplantae, Streptophyta, Magnoliopsida, Cucurbitales, Cucurbitaceae. The record is from RefSeq and is a predicted model, not a curated record.